AGAGGCUCAAACGCGUAAGGGCCAGAAGGGCCAUGGCGGGCCGCGAGGCGGCGCUGCGAGAGAUGCGGCUCAAGGAGGAACCGGAGGAAAGCUCAGAGAGUGACGAGGACGCAUCCCAAUGGAGAGCUCAGUUGGCUGGAAAAGCCAAGGUCGUAGGAGGAAAGGGCCCGGUGAAAUGGAUUCUUCCAUUCAUCCUCGUGGGCGUCAGUUCCCUCAUUUGCAUGUGGUUGCUUCAUAUUGCCACCUUCUACUACGUGAAGGGCAUCCUACGCUUUGAAGCAGCGUUCAAGCCAAACCCUGACUACAAGGAGGAUGCAAGCACACAGCACUUCUUUUCGGCUGGUCUGACGCCAGACAGCGUCUCCUAUGGAUCUUUGCAGGACCCCAUUGAAGCGCAGCUCGGCUUCAAAGACGUGCCGCUGAAGGCGCUGGAUGCCGUUGCAUUGGUGUUCCCCUUCCUGUGGUUUUGUGCGGUGCUUUAUCUCCAGGACGUCCAGGCCUGGACGAAGGUCCUCCUCUGCCACUCCGUGCUGGCUGUUGGGAAGGGGAUCUUUGGGGCGACCACCAUCAUCCCCGACAGCAUCGGAUGGGCCAACUGCAAGAAGCGCUUGGGCCCCGCCGGCCUGGCAUACUUCCAGAACGAGGUGCCAGAUCCCACGCAGCACGGCUUGUGGACGAUGUGCAUGGCCAUCUUGGGGGUGGAGCUCCGGGGGCCCUCGCAAGAUCGGAUUGGCUCGGGCAUGCGGUUCUGUGCUGAUAUGAUCUACUCUGGCCACACCUACUUCACCAUCCUCUACAUCUUGGCCUUGUGUGACCUCUUGCGGAGAGCGCUGGGGGAUCCAAGCACUCGGCUCUAUGUGGAGACCAAAUGGAAAAGGAAAGCCAUCCUUGUCUCGGUGUACUUGGCCUGUAUCGCGCAGCAAGGGAUCGAGAUCUUCUUGGUGAUGUCCAAUCGCUUCCACUACACCACUGAUGUUGUGCUGGCGGUGCUCCUGACCUUUCUUUGGUACACCAGCGCACCCGUGUGUAUCGCGGCCAAGUGGUGGGCACAGCUGGGGACCAAGUCAGCACAGGAGAAAGAGCAGCCAGAGGACAUGGUUCUCAUCCCUCGCAGCGCGUUGUCUGGGGACAUUUGGCUCCCUGUGCUUGGAAUGGCCAUGGAUGGCAUUUCUUGGCUGUUGGGGGGAGAUCAUGUUUUGCUUGCCCUUCUGCUGCAUCAACGGCCACCAUCACGUCAUCAGUGAGACUCAGCUGCGCUUGUGGCAUGAGGAUGAACCCAGGACCGAGACGGAUUUCCCGUCCUGCUUCUGACCGGUUCGCCGGUUCCGCUGACGGAACCGAACAGGGCGGCCUGCGGUCGUUUCCGUUGACCUAAGACCUAAGACCUCCAAAGAAUGAGGUUUUUGUCUCCACCGGGUGGCAGGCUGCGGCAGCGCCCACCCGGCCAAAUGUGCCAAUGCUCACUUGUGAAGAACAAUGUGCGUGAAAAAGA
This is a messenger RNA of Durusdinium trenchii, 1492 nucleotides long. The record is from the annotation of a GenBank genome assembly. Lineage: Eukaryota; Dinophyceae; Suessiales; Symbiodiniaceae.